AUGCCCGAGAAUGUGCCGCUGUUUAUGGUACCACCGCUCCUCAGGCGGACAGCGCCCGAGCAAACGGACUCGCACCGACCGUCCCGCUUAUAUGAAGUGUUUGAUCAUUCAUGUCAUAAAACCGAUGUCUGUGUGCUUCUGCAUCGUCCAGGUUGUAAGAUCAAGGCCUUACGUGCCAAAACAAAUACCUACAUAAAGACUCCAGUCCGAGGCGAGGAGCCGGUGUUCAUCGUGACGGGACGCAGGGAGGAUGUGGAGAUGGCCAAACGUGAAAUUGUCUCUGCAGCCGAGCAUUUCUCUAUGAUCCGGGCGUCCCGCUGCAAAGCGGGAGCACCUGGAGGAGGGGCAGGGGGAGCAGCAGCAGCAGCAGGAGGAGGAGGAGGAGGAGGUUCUCUUCCUGGACCACCACACUUACCUGGGCAGACCACCAUACAGGUGAGAGUGCCCUACAGAGUCGUUGGUUUAGUUGUUGGACCAAAGGGAGCAACCAUAAAGCGCAUCCAGCAGCAGACUCACACCUACAUCGUGACACCCAGUCGAGAGAAGGACCCGGUGUUCGAGGUGACUGGCAUGCCGGAGAACGUGGACCGAGCGAGAGAGGAGAUCGAGACCCACAUCACCCUGCGAACUGGAACCUUUGUGGACCUGCAGGGAGACAAUGACUUCCACUCCAAUGGCACUGACGUCAGUCUAGAAGGCCUGGGCUCCCUGAGCGGAGGACUGGGGGCGUCUCUGUGGUCCAGGGCUACCGGCCACCAUUCUGCCCCCCCUCCUCCUCCACCCUCCCCACCUCCUCCCAUUCCCAUGUCCAUGCACCACUCCUCCAGCCGCAAGAUGUCCUCCUCAGUCGCCUAUCACACGCACAACGGCGGAAUGAGCUCAGACAACUUCAGCGCCACUCGCAAGGCCAACGAAGGAGGUAGUCCCACUAGCCCCUUUAGCACCGGCUCCAGCAGCGCUGGAGGAGGAUUCACUUUCGGGGGCGACUCCACCCCGGGGUUGCCCUCCUCAGAGGAACUGGGCUUUGAGUUCACCGCUUCCAACAUCUGGGCACCUUUCGUCAACGGUGGAGCGGGCAAUAAGACAGCCGGCUCCUCGCAGCAGCAGCCUCUACGUCGCAACAGCAGCGGCCUCAGCGGCGGUGCCAUCACUCCACGAUUGUCUCCAACUCUGCCUCAGGACACAGGCGUUGGCCCCCUGGAUCACCCAUUAGCCCGUCGUGCCCAGAGCGACCCCCUCAGCACUCUCUCCUGGCUACAGUCCGGCAGCGCGGGAGGUGGCUCCUUCUCCGGGGCGUCCAGCUCCAGCUCCGGCGGUUCGUCGACGGGUUACUCCUCAUGCUCGGCCUCCUCCCUGCCCGGCGGUUCACCCACUGACUCCGAGGGAGGCGGCAGCGGCGUGGGCCUCAGCUCUGGGAUGCUGAGCCGGCUGAAAAGCAGCUCCGGCCCCGGGGUCGUGGGUCUCGUUGGCGCCAGCCCCGGGAUCAACAGGGACUGCUUUGUGUGUUACGAGAGCGAGGUGACAGCAGCCCUGGUGCCUUGUGGCCACAACCUGUUCUGCAUGGAGUGUGCCGGGCAAAUCUGCCAGUCAGCCGAGCCAGAGUGCCCCGUCUGCCACACCCCCACUACACAGUGCAUCCGCAUCUUCUCGUAAUGC
Molecule: messenger RNA, 1656 nt
Organism: Morone saxatilis (striped sea-bass)
Lineage: Eukaryota; Metazoa; Chordata; Actinopteri; Moronidae
Product: RNA-binding protein MEX3B-like
Exons: 3
Coding region: 1-1653 (550 amino acids)
Molecular function (GO): RNA binding
Source: RefSeq, a predicted model, not a curated record